UCUCGUAGCAUGCCAAUGUCGCCAUCCGAUUUCCUGGAUAAGCUAAUGGGUAGGAUGUCAGGCUAUGAUGCGAGGAUCAGACCAAAUUUCAAAGGUCCUCCAGUUAAUGUCACAUGCAACAUAUUUAUAAACAGCUUUGGAUCCAUUGCAGAGACAACCAUGGAUUACCGAGUGAACAUCUUUCUCCGUCAGAACUGGAAUGAUCCACGCCUCGCAUACAGUGAAUAUCCAGAUGACUCUUUAGAUUUAGAUCCAUCUAUGCUGGAUUCCAUUUGGAAACCUGAUUUGUUCUUUGCUAAUGAAAAAGGUGCCAACUUUCAUGAAGUUACAACAGAUAAUAAGUUGUUGCGGAUCUUCAAGAAUGGAAAUGUACUUUAUUCCAUCAGAUUGACUUUAAUACUUUCCUGUCCGAUGGAUCUCAAAAAUUUUCCAAUGGAUGUGCAAACAUGUAUAAUGCAGCUGGAAAGCUUUGGAUACACAAUGAAUGAUCUCAUUUUUGAGUGGCAAGAAAAGGGAGCAGUUCAAGUAGCAGAAGGUCUCACUCUGCCACAGUUUCUGCUGAAAGAAGAAAAGGACUUAUGUUACUGCACCAAGCAUUACAAUACAGGAAAGUUUACGUGUAUUGAAGUCCGAUUCCACCUGGAGAGGCAGAUGGGUUACUAUCUCAUCCAGAUGUACAUACCGAGCCUCUUGAUCGUGAUUCUCUCCUGGGUGUCAUUUUGGAUCAAUAUGGAUGCAGCUCCAGCCAGAGUGGCUUUAGGCAUAACUACUGUACUGACCAUGACAACACAAAGCUCAGGUUCAAGAGCAUCUCUUCCAAAGGUGUCAUACGUCAAAGCCAUUGACAUCUGGAUGGCGGUGUGUCUGCUCUUUGUGUUUUCUGCCCUUCUGGAGUAUGCAGCUGUGAACUUUGUGUCGAGGCAGCAUAAAGAGCUCCUGCGGUUCCGACGCAAGAGGAAGAAGAGCAAGGUAAAAGAUGAUGAUACACGUGACAGUCAGUUUAGCAUUACAGCAUACGGAGUGGGCCCCUGUGUGCAAGCAAAGGACGGAAUAACGCAAAAGGGGCCAAAUAAUCCUGUUCAACCUGUACCAAAAAGCCCUGAUGAGAUGAGAAAGGUAUUCAUUGACCGGGCCAAGAAGAUAGACACAAUAUCCAGAGCUUGUUUCCCAUUAGCCUUUCUGAUUUUCAACAUUUUUUAUUGGGUAAUCUACAAAAUCAUCAGGCAUGAGGACAUUCACCAGUAACAAGAUUCAGGCUUGAAGUACAUGAAGAUCUGGCUGUCACACUCAGCAGGAGGCUUUUUGUUAGGAAUGCACAUCAGAGGAGUGAUUGGAGGAGUUAAAAACAAUGAAGGGGAGAAAAAGGAUCCUGCAUGGCCUGCAAUGACCAGCUGCAGUGGGAUGGACGAAUGAAACCCAGAGAGGAUACAUCUGCUAUUGCAAACUUUACUUGUCAAAGAAAUUAACAAAUUUUCAUUGAAAAUCACUCUCUACUGAAGCUUUACUGCCAAGUAUUUAUACAUACUGUUACAUAGUGGUAUAAUUGUACAGUACUCUUUGAUGGUCCUUAAAUUUUUUUAAUUCUGGUGUAUUUUUAAUUUUGAAAAUGUUUCCAGAAU
This is a messenger RNA of Haemorhous mexicanus (house finch), 1619 nucleotides long. It is a transcript of the gene GLRA3, whose product is annotated as glycine receptor alpha 3. Lineage: Eukaryota; Metazoa; Chordata; Aves; Passeriformes; Fringillidae. Gene Ontology annotation, biological process: regulation of membrane potential; signal transduction; chloride transmembrane transport. Gene Ontology annotation, cellular component: plasma membrane; synapse; neuron projection. The record is from RefSeq and is a predicted model, not a curated record. The transcript has 8 exons. The coding region runs from base 10 to 1245 and encodes 411 amino acids. Gene Ontology annotation, molecular function: glycine binding; transmitter-gated monoatomic ion channel activity; chloride channel activity.